Molecule: messenger RNA, 1035 nt
Organism: Aspergillus heteromorphus CBS 117.55
Lineage: Eukaryota; Fungi; Ascomycota; Eurotiomycetes; Eurotiales; Aspergillaceae
Exons: 4
Coding region: 87-680 (197 amino acids)
Source: RefSeq, a predicted model, not a curated record
ACCACACUUCUGUUCGCACCGAUAUGGCCUUUCAGUUAAGCGGGGUUCCUAAAAGAAAGAGCCAUAUAAGCACGAGAUUAUACUGAAUGGUUCAGGAUAUCUUCAAUGUUCCAGGCAUUCCGUCAGACAUUGGCUUCGCGUCCUUCGUUGACCCCGGCCCCGUUGAUUCCAAUCCACCCUUUUCUAGAUUCUGCUCAAACUGGGCGCAGUUCCCUACGCUGCGGAAACCCAUAGCCAUGUCUUUGGUCGCACUCUCAACCCCCACCGCUCCAAUCCCAAUGCCGAUGGGUCCUCCGGUGGUGAAGCGCGUUGAUCGCCAUGCGGGGUUCGAUCCUGGGCGUGGGAACCGAUGUCAUGUCGUGGGCUUGAUCCGGAUCCCGGCCAUCUGCAACGGGACUUCUAGGCUCCGGCCAUGCAUCGACCGGAUCCCACACGCCGGAUCGACAGGCUCUGACCGCAAAGAACUUGCCGGGGUAAAUCCCUGUACAGGGCCAUUGGCAACGUCAGUACGAGAUCUGGCCCUAUUCACAAGUCUGGUGGUGGAGGCAGACGCUUGGCAAUUUGAUUUCUCGGCCAUUUCACCACCUGGCGCACCGCUCUCGGGUUCAUUCUCGAAGACUCGCACUUCCCGGUCCAUGCCCCAGUCAUCAAAGCCCUCACUGCAGCAGUCGACGCCUUGAAAGCCUCCGGCCUUGAAGUGACCAGUCUAGAAACACCCUCUAUCAAAGAAGCCACCCUCCUCGCCUUUUGGGCUUUGUGACGGGGCACCAGGGGACUGCCCCUCGCCAUGAUCCAGUGGGAUGGGUUUUGUGCACAACCUUGGCCAAUGUGUUGGAUUAUCCUGCUAUAAUAAUCCCAUGCGGAAAGGCAAAUGGGCUCGAGGAUGCCCAGUAUGUUCGCGAUGUCAAAUAUAGGCCACGAUAUGUUCCGGACGAGCUUGAAGGUGUCCCUUGCUGUGUACAGGUGAUGGGGAGGAUCAAGCGCGAAGAAGAGCUGCUACGUGAAACAGAGACUAUUGCUCAGGUUCUGGGUCAG